This is a messenger RNA of Verruconis gallopava, 2747 nucleotides long. RefSeq lists its product as uncharacterized. The transcript has a single exon. The record is from RefSeq and is a predicted model, not a curated record. Bases 166 to 2232 code for a protein of 688 amino acids. Lineage: Eukaryota; Fungi; Ascomycota; Dothideomycetes; Venturiales; Sympoventuriaceae.
UCGCGGAAUUCACCACCAGUUGUCUCAGUCACACGACGUAAUUCACUCCAGUUCGCGAACAAACAACGUCCUUCCGACAAGAAGAGCCGAAUUCAAGUUUGGCAGGAUGAUGACUCACCACUGCGUUCGCUGCGACCACCCGACCUAGCAUCACAACAUCGCAAUAUGCCGCUACAAAAGGCUCGCGAUACCCAGCCAAACCCCACCAAGCCAUUGAUGCCCUCGCUGGCCUCGAAUCGAAAUGUCAAGCCCCCCCUCACGCCUAGGCUUGCUGCUAAUGCUACACCACCGUUGGCUAAAUCAUCAAGAACCGCUACCCCAAAUACUCUGAAGCCUUCCGGGACGAAAGACGAAGGGUCGACGCCUUCCAGAGCUUUCAUAAACAAUAAUGUGACGCCACGAUCAGGUACCCGUAAAUCAAGGGUAGAGAGCAGUCAUUCAACUCCUAGCGGCACUCCACAUGGCUCACGACCGGCUUCACAACUCGAGUCAAUAGGGAACGGGGGCAAACAAACUUCAGUUACAGGGUUUGGACUUGGUAUCAUGGGGUCAGGGAAUAGGAGCAGGCCGAGCAGCACGGUUGGUGUUGCAUAUGCGUCAAAUCCGCCUUCUGUAGCACCGCAGCCGAAGCUUCCACGCCUCGACAGCCAGACAGAGAGCCCGAUGUUCUUUCAUGCUAGCGAUGUUCCGCGAUCUCCGGAGCUACGGUCUGUGACAAAAAAAUCACCAGUGUUUCUUUACGCAAAUGGGCAACAAGAAGAGUCAGCAAAGCCAAUCAGUCAUCCUUCGCCAACGCUAUCGAGCGUCAGUACCAAGUCCAAAAAGUCACAGUUUUUUCAUGCUGAUGGUCGUGCGGACGAGGACAUUCCGCCCGUUCCAUCAUUACCUUCGCCUUCUUUAUCUGGAGCACCACUACAUUUCUUCCAACCUUCACCAGCGCUGCGACCCCCGUCGCCAGCCAAGGAUUCCAAUUUUCAUUUGUCAUAUAGAAAAGGAGCUUCACAGAUCAUAAGGCCUGCUGAACGCCCUAAAACUAUUUCUAUCCUACCACCAAGUGGAUCGGAUGCAAGGAAGCAAUCUAUAGGUGGCUUCUCAACGCAGAUCACGCCUCACAAGCGAACUUCGAGCCUGAGCUCGAUUGAAUCUGGAUCCUCAGCAAGGAAACCCUUUACAGGCGUUGAGGCUACUGGCUUGAGCCCUUUGCAGACAAUAAUUCAAGCACAAAUUUCAGAGGCCGGCGAACACAUAGGUGCUUCUGGCGCUUCUGGUCCAUCAUCGCCAGGUCCAGAGAUUGAUCCCCUAGGCCAGAGCACGUCUUCAGCACAGUCCAGAGAACGACAGACCUCACCCUCAUCGCCCAGCUUUGCGGGGCCACAAAGUCCAACAAAGGGUCCUAGUCCAUGGCAGAACCAGCUCAAUGAAACUAUCAUGAAUGCUCGUGUGGAGCGCAAAAUCCAAGAUUUGGAGAUUAGCAACUCAAGUCUCAUGGCCAUAAACAAGUCGCUUGAAAAGGAGGUUAGACGUCAAAACAGAGAAUUAAGACGCUUCAGGCGAUUGUCAAGGGCAGGAAGGCUUUCUACCUUAUCUGGUAUUGAGUCUUUGGAGAUUGUGGGUGAGGAAGUUGAGUUUGAAGUGCGCAAUGAUGGGCUGAGCGCGCUUGACGACUUCUCAGAGGAUGACGAGGAAUACGGCUAUCAAGAAGAUGAGUCCAGCGACGAAUCUUCUAGCAAUGAUAGCGCUUCUCUAUCACCUGAAGCCAUGGCUGAGCGCCAAGAGCGGAAGCUUGCUAAAGACUCGAAGCGACUACAGCUCGACCUCGCCAAACAUCGCGAAAUCCUUGUUGACUCGCAGAAACUCAAUCAAAGUCUUAAACGUUGCAUGGCUUGGACUGAGCUGAUGAUCAAGGAUGGUCGUAAAGCCCUUCAAUACAAAGCCGAAACUGACCUAGGUGGUCGAAUUUUGGAUUAUGAUGAGAACGAAGACGACGAAUGCGAAGUGGACGGCGCGCCACGCCAUUCGUUACUCAGCAGCUGGACGCCAAGUCCCAUUCAGCAUCUUGAGGCUUUAGAUGGAAUGUUGGGACUGGACACAUCUGAACUGACGAGGAGCUUUUCUGCACACUCGCAAGAAGCCAGCACUUCUCGUUCUAUGACUGAGGAUGCACAAAAAAAGACGAUACCAGAUGCACUUGCUGAAGGCAACUUCUGGUCUGUGGCAGCUGCGCUGGAAUAAGCCACGUCAUGUUCAACUCAAACCGUUCUCUCCUUUCGUUUUAUUUUUUCUUACUGAUUGACUUUGCUUCAGAACGGCGUUUGCAAUCAAGAACCACUGUUGGGUUCUCAAAGAAUACAGCUUGUCACCUACAGAGACUUACUCCACUUACCAGACCGGUAGCAUUUCUUUCCUGUUGAGAUUAGUAUAUACCCUCUUUGCAUGGAGUUUUAAGCGUGUGGGGGUUAUUGUAUGAUAUGUAUAUGGGCGUGAAUGAGUGUGUGCACCCCUUGCGUUAACGAUAACGGGGUUCAGUUUGUCAUGGCCCAUUCCUUUGGGAUCUUUUCUUAAGUCUUUGUCCAAUUGUGAUGGAACAAUACACAGCGAGCCUUUGUCGAGUGGCAUAUUGAAGCUGUUGUAAAUGAUUGCUGGUCUUGUAGAGCAGUCCUGAAGGUUAUUGGAACAGAAGUGAGCAGUAAGGAGAGCAAUUAAUAUAGAUUGAUAACACUUAACUGAAAAAUCAAGAUAUUCACUAA